AUGUGGAGUGCAAACUAUUCGAUGGAUUGGGAUCGCCUCAGGGUCGACCCGGUAUUUGAAGGAAGGGAAAGUAUCUACCAUAUUUUUGGAAAUUUCUACUUGAUUUUUGGUGUCUUCAACAGUAUUCUGAAUAUUCUUUUCACAAUUAAAUUGGCGAGCAUUACGGUAUUCCAUGUGAAUUAUCGGAUUCAGGUGGUAAGUGGAAGUUUUGUUAUAAAUAUUUCGGCUCUCCCUUCAAACUGCUAGUCUAAAUUUUAGAAAAUUUAUUAACGGCCUAGAAUAAAAUUAUCCUAUCGCAUCGCGAUUUCCUCUGCACCAAUUUUUAUUCGUUUUUGUACGCAACAAUAGUUGAUGCAUCAAAACGAUGACCGAAAUACAAUACCUGCACAACAACAAUUUUCUAGAAAGGUGAAUCCACUUCCAAGCUCUUGUACUAUAUUUGAAGCUCUCAACUUUUACCAAAGUACCAUGCUCUUAUAAACGAAGUUAUAAGAUUAACCUUUUGAGCUAAUUUCUUCAUAACACGUUUUCAAGAAACUGUUUUUCCUGGAUUUAGCCAGUAAUUUUCUAAUUUACGUAACCAAACCACAACUACUUCCCCUUACAAUAAAACCGUGAUUACUGGUCAUUAAAGCCAAGUAAAAACACGAAAUCAGACAGACAUUAAAUUCUGGGUAUUUUGAAAAAUUUUUUAACCGCAGUUUUCCCAAAAAUUAGGGGACAAAAGAUUAAUAAAAUAGUUUAGUGCAGUACCGUAAUCGCCAUGGAAUUAAUGCAUCUAAGCAUGCCGACGAUGCACUUUUACAACGAUUACUUUAUCGAUCACACCGAUCGUUUCUAUGUGAACAUUGGAUGUGCCAUAAUCGGACUGCUGAAUAAUGUAAUGGCGGCUGCAGUCGCGAUUAGCAUGUUUAUGUUGGCUUUGGAAAGACAACUCGCUUAUCAUUGGGUAAAUGUCUACGAGGAAAAGCCGAAUACCCUGGGAUGUGUGCUGGGAAUGUGUGUGGUGAGCUUUGGCACAAUUUUUUUACAAUUUGUGAGAAAAACAAUACAAUACUAUAUUUUUGACAAUUACACAUACAAAAAAGAGUUUAAUUUACCCUCAGGGUAUCUAAACUUUCAAUCGAUUUAAUUCAACGUUUAACAUGGUCUAAUACAAUUACAAUUUGGUCCUAAUUGGAUCAUAAAAUGAGUAUAAACUACAUAGAAGAGUUCAUGAGCGAAAGAUAGCCCAAAAACAUCAGAAUAGCACCUGCAAGCUUGUUAUUACCCAUAGGGGAUUGUUAGUACGUAUUCUACGAAAACGUGUAAUUACGCAUAAAAUUUGCUCAGCAAACCCAGAAUAAAUUGCAGAGUACGAAGAACAUAAAGAUCAAAAAUUUACACCUUACUUUCAGUGCGUGCAAAGUUUCGCAAUUGGAGCCAUUUUUUGGUACUUUUUCCUCUUUAUAGUGGAUGAUUUCGACUUGAAUACCUCAAAAGUCAGCUGUGUAACAACUGAUUUGCAUUGGGAAUGGGAAUUUGGAGCAUUCACCAUCGGCGCGCUCACUUGUUCUAUAGGAUAUGGAGUAAGUGCUUAUAUUCGGUACUAAUCUUAUAUUCUACACCUUCAAUGUAAUCAAAAAUUUGGUUUAGUGGCUCCGGCUACUCCUAACCAACACAAAGCGAGGUCGAGAGAAGCGGCUUGCAUUGACCAGCCUCAGCGCUCGAUAUCAAGCCACGGAAAACUCUUAUACUACAGCAUCGAUAGCUCCAUCGAUGGGAUGUUAUACGACCGCCUGCCUAAUCGGGAUGGUAAUGGCAGCCAUUCGAGGCUAUUUCGUCUACCUCUAUGGGGAAAACACAAUGAUCUCAAGGGUUUCGGCGGAGGUAUGGACUUAUCAUUAUAUUCACCAUUACCCAUUUUAGAUUGGCUUUUUUGUCGUGGAUCUCUACGCUAUAUCACACAUGUUCUGCAUCGUAUACUUCAAUCCGAUCUUGAAGAACAUACUGUAUCGUGAUUUGAAGGCGUUCCUGAACUAUUCAGAGACUAAGUCGACUUGUAAAAUCGACUAUGCCCACGAGACGGAGACCUAUUUUGAUCAACUAAAAAAUGCCUGGGGAUGA
This is a messenger RNA of Bursaphelenchus xylophilus (pine wood nematode), 2106 nucleotides long. The record is from the annotation of a GenBank genome assembly. Lineage: Eukaryota; Metazoa; Nematoda; Chromadorea; Rhabditida; Aphelenchoididae.